AUGGGGAAGCCCGUCCGGUCCUUGCCGUCCUCUAGACCCCGCCGGAAGAGGACCGUCGCCGCCGUGAUGCCCAAGCGCGCUGCCUCUCGCCGUCGUGGCGGUCCUACUACUCGUGCUCGCGUCGGUAACAAGUCCUCGUCGGCGGCGCCUGGCAGUGGGUACGGAGGAGCAGUGGACGGCGUGUUGCCACCGGAGAUGCUGCACGAGGUCCUGCUUCGCCUCCCCGCCAAGCCCAUCUGCCGCCUCCGCGCCGUCUGCCACUCGUGGCGGUCCUUCACCUCCGACCCGCUCUUCGCCGCCGCGCACGCCGCCCGCCACCCUCACACCGCCCUCCUCCUCGCCGUUGGCGUGGAGACCUCUCCUACCCCACGUAUCAACCUCGUCGACCUUUCCGGCAACGUCGUCAAGCACAUCCCCUGCGGCUGCGAGCACAAGCUACUCCGCAUCGUGGAGUCCAGGGACUACUCCCACGUGUCGGAGAUCAUCACCACCAGCGACACGAAACCUCAGUGGAGGAAGGCGGACAACCCACCGGACUACCUCGAUUGGAGCUUCACCAAUGGAGUCGUGUACAGAGGCGCGGCUUACUUCCUCCUGUCCUACUUCAACCGCGUUGCCGCCUCCUCCCUCAUACGGACAGGCUGCAUGCCUUCCUUCGACCUUGAAACGGAGCAAUGGAGCAUGACUCUCCAAGGGCCAACAAAGACGAUUCUUCAUGAUGCUAAUGGCACAGUAAACUACACUGGCCUCGCCGGCCAUCUCAUGUUAGCUCAACUUAAGGGCACUCUGUCUGCAGCGCAUUGGAAAGAUCACGUUUCUAUCGUGGAUCUGUGGUUUCUGACUGAUUUUGACAAGGGGACGUGGUCGAAAGAAUAUAGGAUUAAUGUUGAUUUUGUUUUCUUUGGAACUGGAGUUUAUGUGAAAGUGCACCCUUUGGUUGUGACGGACGAGGGAGAGGUAGUGUUUUGGUUGCAAGCAGGGACAAAAGCGAUCGUGCAGAUUUAUAACCCGGUAACUAAGAUUUCCUUGGAUAUAACGGAAACAAGCAUCUAUGCUGGAGUAGGUGUGUACACUGGAAGUCCGUUAUGUCUAGAGGGUGUGUGA
Molecule: messenger RNA, 1104 nt
Organism: Oryza sativa Japonica Group (Japanese rice)
Lineage: Eukaryota; Viridiplantae; Streptophyta; Magnoliopsida; Poales; Poaceae
Source: RefSeq, a predicted model, not a curated record